AUGUUUAUGAACUUCAGCAUUAAUCAAUAGUAAAAUCAAAAUUCUUGAGAUUUACUGAUUUCCUGCGGCUGUGCUUGCUUGUGGUUUUGUCUGUUCUCAUUUUAUCGCGCUGUUUAAUGAUGAAGGCGAGAAAUGAAGGAGUUUGUAACAUCGUGUGCAUGAAGACGUUGUUUUUCGUGUUCAGUUUCCUAUUUUGGCUUGCAGGACUUGGUAUUAUGGGAGUUGGAAUAUGGAUCAUGGUGUACAAAAGUGAUUAUCAGAGCUUGCUGGAUACUGAUAUAUAUGUCAUUGUCCCUGGUCUUAUGAUUGCAGCUGGAGUUGUGGUCAUUAUUGUAGGAAUUGUGGGAUGUUUAGGAGCAGCCAAGGAAAAUCGGUUUUUCUUAAUUUCAUUUUUAGUGAUGGUGAUCUUGAUUUUCAUUCUGGAAUUAACAAUUGGGAUUCUGGCAUUUGUCUACUCUUCCAAGAUAAAAGAUGAGAUACAAACGUCAAUAAAGGAUAAAAUGAACCAGCAGUAUGGUGUGAACGAUGCUGUCACAAAUUCAAUUGAUACACUGCAACAAGAGAACCGAUGUUGUGGUGACACUGGUGGAAAGAGUUGGAAUGGUACAUCGUGGCAGCAAAGGGAUGGAAAUGAGAAUGUUGUCCCUGACUCAUGCUGUAAAACUGUAUCUGAGGGGUGUGGCAAAAGGAUGCAUCCAUCAAAUAUCAAUAAUGAGGGUUGUUUGACACAAGUAGAGGAAUUCUUUCGAGAACAUUUCUUCAUUCUUGCAAUUGUUGGAAUAGGAGUGGCUUGUCUUCAGCUUGUAGGAAUCAUCGUAACUGUGUGCAUUCUCCGAUUCGUGGAAGAGUAUUAAAUUCACGUUUGAAGUCCUCACACGAGCGGAUAUGUAGACUCUGCAGAGACAUUACCUGGUGGAAAAUGUUUGGAAAAUCGUCACGUAAAACUCUGUAGCGUGUGCUUGUUCCUACGAUACAAUUGUACUUUGAUGUUCGUUCCUUUUUUUUAGUUGUGCAGCUCGCAAAUACUGAGAUGUUUACAGCUUAAGUUUAGCUAUUUUAUGUAAAAAAAAAAAAAGUUGAAAAAGUAUUGCGAGAAGAUUGCAACCCCUCUCAACGGGCCGUGUUUUGUUUAGGCACCUUUCUGUUGACCUCAGCAAAUGCACAUCACACACAGCAACUUUGACAUGUAUUAAUAGUUGGACUGACGGCCAAUUUUCCUCACCAGCGUGCUACAGAUGUAUGGCAUCUAAGUAUAGCUCGUUGGUUAAAACAUUGUAACUUUUACAGAGUUUUUAAAGUGCCUUUUGAGCGUAGCAAACAGACAGAGUGUCUGGAAGAUUUGGUUUCCUUUAUUCGAUUUCGGCAUGGGUUGAAUUUAGUGUGAAGGUUUAAAUCAGUUUGUAAAACGGUGCAUAGAAAUUUCGCUAUGAAUAUUUUGUUUAAAUUGUUUUUUAUUGGUUGUAUAAAAUUGCUUUUCCUUGA
This is a messenger RNA of Stylophora pistillata, 1482 nucleotides long. Its product is annotated as CD151 antigen. The record is from RefSeq and is a predicted model, not a curated record. Gene Ontology annotation, cellular component: plasma membrane. Lineage: Eukaryota; Metazoa; Cnidaria; Anthozoa; Scleractinia; Pocilloporidae.